UGUCCAGCAGCCAGCGACUUCCGUAUACAUGAGAUAACAAGCAGACUGGAGCUUGCAACCGAAAAGUGAACAUACCUAUACCUAUUACAAGCGGGAAAUACAGCUAGGCGAGAUACAAUAAAGUUGUUUAACCCACAAAAUAGCGUCCAAGGCAAGAACUGGAGGUGGAAAGCCAUCGCACUGCAAUGGCAGAUCUCAGCGUUUCUCUAUUCUUGCUGGCGCUUUUUGUGCUUCUGAGCGAGGUGACCAGGAGGACGGCCACGAAACUCUUCGCCAAGUCGGAUUUUUGCAUUUAUCUUGUGGAAAUCAUCUCUACUUUUCAGCUGUGUGCCUGCACCCACGAACUGAAACUCCUGGGCGAGGUGGGCCGAAUCGAGCCGCAGAUUGGACUGACUCUCACGUACCUCAUCUCGGUGGUCCACGCAGUGACAUUCCACGGAGCGAUUGGUAACCCCUCUGGUGCACUCGAACACGUUUAUCGUAAAAGCCUCACCGGCAAGAGUGCCCUUGUAAGGAUAGCAUGUCAGUUUCUCGGCGCGGUGGUGGCACGCUCGGUCAUACCCUACGUAUGGGCUCUGGGACUCUCCGAUCUGCACCUUAGGCACAAACUGUUCGGAUUUAAAUGCAUCAGUCCAAUUAACGCCACGCUACCGAAAGCCGCUGCAGUGGAGCUAGCUUGUGCGUUUGCCGUGCAAACCACAGUCACACACAUGCAGAGUUUGGACGAGAAAUAUCGGGCCCAUGCCGUGGCAGCUGUCAUCACAGCCUUGGUCUAUGCAGGGGGUAGCGUUACCGGAGCGGUGUUCAACCCGGCUCUGGCCUACUCCACUCAGUUUCCCUGCAGCGGCCACACAUUCGCCGAGUAUUCUUUUGUCUACUGGCUGGGACCGGUUCUGGGCGUGACCAUCUCAUUAUUGCUCUUCGACAAAGUUAUACCAAUAUUGUCUGGGAAAAGCUUUUACCAAAAGGACCUGGAAUUUCCUUUCUUUGAGGCUAAAAAGACUCUGUAAACAGCUAGAAUUUAGCAGCCCUGAUACUUGGCCAGUAAUACAGGAGUAGUCUUGCCAUGAUACUUAACAACACUACAUAUGCCUCUUUCAGUGGUAGUAUUCGUAAUAUCACACAAACCUCGCUGUAGUUUAUUCACCUUGCCAAGAGUGGUGUAGAUGUGGUACUGCGGCAGGGUAAUGGAGUAUUUUGUCAAACAGGGUCCUACAUGAUAUUUUGAACCAAUGUCUUACUAGCUACAGUAUCCUGUAUGAAACAUGAAGUUAGCAUGGGUUCCAUGAUACACAGAAAUGUAGGCCAUUGAAAGACAGAGAGGCAGAUGUGGCAUGUAGGAAGCAGGGUGCAUUUCCUCUCACAUUGUAGUUGGGUAGCUGCUUUUACAAAAAAAUGUUCCUCUGUGGCAAAUAUGCAAACAACCUCUCAUAGUAUAACACAGUACACUUUAGCUUACAUAGAGUAUUCUCUACUCAUGUGCUUCAGCAGAAUCUUGGGAAGUUAAAACAAAAGAUAGAAAAUAACCAGCUAACAUCUAGUAAAGUUAUAAAAAGGGAAGCAACUCUACAACAUAUAACAAUAUCCAAGAAAAAUGGUAAACUAAAAAAAGGUGAGUUUGGAUUUAAAUGCACACAGAUUUAACAUUACCUCUUUCUGACUGAAAGGUAUGAGAUGGGAAGAAAAAAUGACAUUUCACAAGGUGCAAUGAAGGACUUAAACAGUCAUUUAAUUACCUCAUGGGAAGCCAAGGAGUUGUGUUGUAUUAAUUACUACUCUCCGGCUGCUUUGAGAUUGCUCUGGAAAAGUAGCAUGGAAUAACAUUGCAGCGCGAUAAAACUGAACUGGAAAUCAAGAAAGUAUACCUCAGCUUCAUGAUAAUAUUAGUAUAGGUAGCUUAAAAUAAAUGUGUGUUCCAUAUGUGUAUCAUACUAAUGGCUGAAAACAAAAAGCUGACUGUGAUGAUAGACAUGUUGGUUAUUUUUUGUGGGCACACAGAUUAUCACAAAUGCACAAUUUUGGGAUGAAUACCAAAUAGUAAUCAAUGUUGAUGCACAACUGUUGAGCCAGACCUGCGGUUUGAAAUUUGUGUCUGUUCUCAUUUUUUUCAUCGUUCAAGAAAUGCACAUACUGAGAAGUCACAGGUUUUGUAUUUUAAGUCAUUAAUCAUUUGUAUGUAAAGUUUUACUUUGCUUUUAGAAAUUUCCCUUACAUGUAUGUAAUUAUGUCCUUAUCUUACCAGCUUUUAACUGUCUAACAUUCCAAAAAACAUCUCGAAUCGGCAAUGUACAUGCCUAUGGUGAAGAAAGUGGCCUAAAAGACAGGUUUGGUAUGAAUGAUGAAAAUGAUGAUGAAAAUGAAAUAAGAAGUAACAGGUGCCUUGAAUGAAGGGACUCAUGAAGCAACUGGCCUGGCUUGACUGGAGAGUGCUGAAGGGUCGGUGUCUUUCAAGCCAAAAUGUGUUUUUUUUUUUUUUUUUUACACACCAGUCAUGUGUGUUACUGUGUCUUAAUGUGAUCUUUGCCAUCUUCAGCUGUAUUUUUAUGGUGAGUCAGGUACUCCUGGUAAUAAACAGCCAAAUAACUCCGAACUGAAAGAUCAUUCAAUAAAUUGAUCAAGUACCGCAGGGUAAGGCACCCAUUUAAGUAUAAUGGAUGCAAAGCCUCCAGGGAAAUGGAAUGAUGAACAUAUAAUAACAUGUAAUAAUAAUAACAUAAAUAUAAUAACACAUAAUAACAUAAAUAUCAGAAGUAGAGAUAAAGUGUGCUGCAGGGUGUUGAAGUACUGGAUGCAGCUUUAGUUCUUAGCCAUUCAAAUGUUGAUCACAUGCAACUAAGGAAACCCAGAUUGUGUAUAAGUAAUGUAAAUGUGUGUAACAGCAGGUGGCUGACAAAACCCAUGCGUACAAGCACAAUACUGUACUGGGAAUCCUGUUUCCAAAAUAUUAAUAAAAAUGGCCAAACAUAGGUCAGUGCACAAAUAUACUUUCACAAAUGCAAUGCAUAGGAGCAAAACAAUGGAUAAUGCUGUUUUUUUUUAAUCAUUUCAGUUUUUUGAGAGUUGUUGAUAAUCUCAUUAACAUAUGCUAUUUCCCCACCGAGAGCACAAGUCCUUUACUGGAGAUGCAGUGAGUCAGCUGUUUUUUCUUUCAGUGAAAAGGCAUACUGAUGUGUGCUCAACCAUCUUGCUUAGUUUAGUACAUACAUUUAUUAAUGUUGAUAUUGGAAGAAACCAGAAUAAUGAGAAACAUGCAUAAGGAGAAGAAUUUAGGGUUCAACUGAAACUGACAAAUUUCAGCUGAGUGACAGUGCUAAAGUCCCCAUUAUUCCAAUAUUGAUUCCUUCCCCACUUACUCCUGUGGAACCGAAAAAUCACUACUAUUGAGGGAGAAGAGAAUGUGAGCAAACACAGGAGGGGGGUGACAGUCAGAUACUGUUUAUCACUAGGGAGGUUACACACUCUGCACAUGCAUCUCUCUCUUAUGGCUGAUAAAGGAUUUCUGUUUUCGCUGAGACACUAAACCCAUGGUUUGCGAACAAUGGCAUGCAGGCAGCCAAGGCAGAGUUCAGAGUGGUUGUCUGUGCUGGAAAGGACUGGGUCUGCUUUAACAUGUGUAUGUCAGUGUAUUUUUGGAUUUUCACAGCUGGCUACGAAGGCUCUGAGCCUCUGAAUCUCGAUAGUCAUGUGAAGCUGUACAGCCAUGACAUGCCAAGACUUAAACAAUUCCACCCACUCCAACCCCCCAUCUAUUUGUAUGACCCUGUAAAGAGCUGAUCUUG
Messenger RNA from Megalops cyprinoides (Indo-Pacific tarpon), 3779 nucleotides. RefSeq names its product aquaporin 11 (gene aqp11). NCBI's taxonomy places the organism in Eukaryota, Metazoa, Chordata, Actinopteri, Elopiformes, Megalopidae. Gene Ontology annotation, cellular component: membrane; cytoplasm. The record is from RefSeq and is a predicted model, not a curated record. Gene Ontology annotation, molecular function: channel activity. Bases 186 to 1010 code for a protein of 274 amino acids. Gene Ontology annotation, biological process: transmembrane transport. The transcript is spliced from 3 exons.